Molecule: messenger RNA, 915 nt
Organism: Rhipicephalus sanguineus (brown dog tick)
Lineage: Eukaryota; Metazoa; Arthropoda; Arachnida; Ixodida; Ixodidae
Product: elongation of very long chain fatty acids protein AAEL008004
Exons: 1
Coding region: 52-915 (287 amino acids)
Biological process (GO): fatty acid elongation, polyunsaturated fatty acid; fatty acid elongation, monounsaturated fatty acid; fatty acid elongation, saturated fatty acid
Cellular component (GO): endoplasmic reticulum membrane
Molecular function (GO): fatty acid elongase activity
Source: RefSeq, a predicted model, not a curated record
GCGGACUAUUUGAACUUAUAGCCGACACCGAGACUCAGAUACACAACAACGAUGGCCACGUCGGGCUUCGAGAAGAUCUCCACCAGUGACUAUGGGGAGUUCAGCCGGUGGAGUCGUCCCCUGUAUCCGCGCUCGGACCCGCGAACCCGCGACUGGUUUCUGCUGGGCAAUCCUUUCUUCAUCACUCUGGUCGUGGGAGGAUACCUGUACAUCGUGUACCUUGGCGGACCGCGGUUCAUGGCCGGUCGGAAGCCGUACGACCUUCGCGGCGUCAUCAAGGUCUACAACAUCGCCAUGAUUGUGCUUAACGUCAUCUUCGGGUACCACUUCCUGAAGUACUCAUACCUCGGCGGCGACUACAACAUAUUCUGCCAAGGCAUGACGUACGCUACAGACGAGAAAUCCAUGAAGCUGCUCUGGUGGGGAUACUUCUACUUCUACGUGCGCAUGGCCGAUUUCAUGGACACCUUCUUCUUCGUACUGCGCAAGAAGUACAGCCAGAUCACGCUGCAGCAUACGCUACACCACGCGCUCAUCGUGGCCAACGGCUGGCUCUGGUACACCCUUGGCGGCGACGGCCAGUCCUUAUUAGGCGCCAUCAUCAAUAGCUCCAUUCACACCGUCAUGUACUUCUACUACUUUCUGGCAGCCUGUGGCCCCGAGUACCGCAAGUACCUGUGGUGGAAGAAGUACCUCACGCGUGCGCAAAUUGCUCAGCAUCUCGUCAUCAUCGUGCACGGACUCAUCCCGCUGUUCUACGACUGUGGCUACCCGCGGUUCUUCAUUUAUCUGGCUCUGCCACAGGGUUUGCUCGGUCUUGCGUUCUUCCUCAACUUCUACGUCUCUGCGUACAGGAAGAAGUCGGCCAUGGAGGCUGCUGCGCGAAAGGAACACGCCUUACUGAAAGAAGACUGA